This is a messenger RNA of Lethenteron reissneri (Far Eastern brook lamprey), 2873 nucleotides long. Its product is annotated as DCN1-like protein 1. Gene Ontology annotation, biological process: protein neddylation. Gene Ontology annotation, molecular function: cullin family protein binding; ubiquitin conjugating enzyme binding; ubiquitin-like protein binding. NCBI's taxonomy places the organism in Eukaryota, Metazoa, Chordata, Hyperoartia, Petromyzontiformes, Petromyzontidae. Gene Ontology annotation, cellular component: ubiquitin ligase complex. The record is from RefSeq and is a predicted model, not a curated record.
CAGCAGGAGGAGGAGGAGGCGGGUGUUGGUGGUGGAGCAGGAGGAGGAGGAGGCGUGCCCGGGCUCUGCGCAUGUGCGCCCGUGCGGGUUGGGGUGAGGGUGGUGGUGGUGGUGAGACACAGCCGCGUCCCGCCAUGUACAAGCUCAAGUCGACUCAGAAGGAGAAAGUGCGUCAGUUCAUGGCGUUCACGCAAACGAGUGAAAAAACGGCCAUCGCCUGCCUCGCGCACAACGACUGGAAGCUGGAGCUGGCCAUCGACAACUACUUCCAGAACCCCGACGUCUACUACAAGGACAGCGUCAAGAGCUCCGUGGACAGGAAGCGACUGGAGCAGCUCUACAACCGCUACAAAGACCCGACGGACGAGGAGAAGAUCGGCAUCGAUGGCGUGCAGCAGUUCUGCGAGGACCUGCGCCUGGACCCGGCGAGCAUCAGCGUCCUCGUGGUGGCGUGGAAGCUGCGAGCGGCCACGCAGUGCGAGUUCUCCAAGAAGGAAUUCCUCGAGGGCAUGACAGAGCUCGGGUGCGACAGCGCGGAGAAGCUGAAAGCGCUGCUGCCGCGGCUGGAGCAGGAGCUUCGAGACCAGGUCCGGUUCAAGGAUUUCUAUCAGUUCACCUUCAACUUCGCCAAGAACCCCGGGCAGAAGAGCCUCGAUCUCGACAUGGCGAUCGCGUACUGGAAUUUAAUACUCGCCGGCAAGUUCAAAUUUCUAGACUUGUGGAACAAAUUUUUGCUAGAACAUCACAAGCGCGCCAUCUCACGGGACACGUGGAACCUGCUGCUUGACUUCAGCAACAUGAUCGCAGACGACAUGUCCAACUACGACGAGGAAGGAGCCUGGCCCGUCCUCAUCGACGACUUUGUAGAGUACGCGCGACCCGUGGUCUCAAAACCGCGGCGUACCAUGUUUUGAGUUUUGGCGGAAAAUGACAGCCCUCUUCUGGCGGAGAGUCGGAUACCCGAGAGAAAGAGUGGGGGGGGGGGGGGAAGGAGAAUUUGUUUUACGUCUGUUUUUAAAUUACAGCACAAAACACAAAAAAAGAGAGAAUUGUAUUUCAUAAAAUAUCAACAGAAUUGCCAAUAUUGUGUGCAUAUGAUGAUAAUUAAAAAACAGAGAUAGUUUAGUUUCUACCAAGAGUCUAACAACGACGAGGGGGGUUGGGGCAGCGUUGGACCGAGAGUUUGCUAUGAAUUUGCUCAUCACGCGUGGCCCCCGUGCCGGGACCGCGAGCACGAGAAUCGAGCUGGGCCGGCGCCUGCGGCUCACGCGGCCGGAGGCUCCCCCAGAUCACCGCUGCCGCUAGGGACGAGCAGCUCCCACACAAAAAGCUCUAUCGUUUAUUUCAACGCGACGUUUAAAAUCGCCCGCUAAUGUAUCGAUCGCGAGUUACUUAUUUUUUUUUCCAUUGAUGAAAUAGCCCGAUAUUCGAGUUUGUUUUAAAGAAAUCGUCCGAGAGAUAAAUUAUGUUACCCCGCGAGAAUCGUGUUGUCGCAAUCGGGUCGCCGCCUGCCUGGCGAAAUCUAACGUCGCAAAGUACGAGUAAAUCACGAGUCGGAAACAAACGCUUCACUGGACGUCCGGAGACUUAGGGCCACGACACCGCCCGGCGCAGUGGCGAACAUCUCGUGGACGACCCUUGCCUCCGAUAACGAUCUUUGGAGUCGAAUCCAUCUUCCAGGGUCCAACUGUGAAAGCCGUACCCUCGUACGACAAAAGGCCCUCCUCCAAACGAGCGGAGACUUGCAGCUCGUUCUCCACGAUACGAUCAGUCGUUUAAGCUUUUGCUGCUUUUACCUGCGGUGGGAUGAACUUCUCGCGAGCACGUGCAGCCGCCAUCCUUUUGCUGUCCCCCUGUUUGCCACGUAAAUGCGGCAGGGUCGUGGGUCGUUCUGACCCGAGCUCCCACCCACGCCGUCCACCUUCUCAUUUCAUCUUCCAUGCUGUCGCAAGCGUCCAUCCGCCCUCCUCGUCCCUGGCAGUGACACGUGUGUGCGCGCGCUCCCGCUUCGCGACAUCGGCCGCACGGACCAGGCCAGACAUUCGGGAUUUGCUCUGUGCGUCCGCACCGUCUCGAGGGAUGCGAGAACGAUCGUCUCGGACUGCAGCGCGAGAUGGAGCGGCUCGGCUCGGCUGAAAACCCGGGAGGGUAAACGAGACUCUGUCCCGUGGCCUCUUCGAAAGAGAGAAAGCGCAGCGAUUGCAGUUGCUUACUUAGGCCGACGUCUUGUCGCCGUGGCGCAGAUCCGUUGACCGUUUAAUUUCAAAGCUCGUUUGAAUUCCCUUGUUAAACAACAAAAGAGAAGGCGACCAUUGCUGGGGCCGCCGAGAGGUUCCUGGAGGCCCGGGUAGAAUGCCACGUCGGGGAAGCAGCCCCCUUGUCCGUUGGCGUGCAUUAAAGAGGCCCGUUGUGGGGCCCUCUUGGGUGCGAGACCCCCCGGGGGAACGUCGCCCCAUUUGCCCGCCCCACCUCCUCCAGGCUGGGCCACCCCGACGAUAUCAACCAACAUUUAAGUGGCGGUGCUCGAGAGGGGGGUGGCAGUAAUUCAAUGGCCAAUUCUCACCAAUAGUGAAGCCUGCUGCGGUGUGCGAGACAUUUACAUUGGGUUGACAUUGUGUGUAUAUACAUUAACUUAACAAACAAACAAAAACUGUUCACAAAGAAAUGCUUGUGGCAACAAAGAUGACUGCUGCGUGAAGAUGAUGUACAGUUUGUGGAGUGAGAUGAUCGAUUAUGUAAAUGCAUCUUACGGGAGCCAAGUGUCUGGGGGCAGCACUGGCGUCGCGGGGAGCGGUGUACGACGUGCCGGCGUGGCGAGGGAUUGGCGGCGCAAGGGUUUACUCUGUGCACUUUCCAUUAAAGAGUGUUGCGAA